GCUUCCCGGAAGAGGAGGAGCCCCAGUGGGCGGGACCGGCUGCCCCCUUUACCGCCCGCCCUCCGCCCGCCCCUUCCUCAGGGUCGCAGCCGCUCCGUGAGGAGAGCGAGGAGGCCGGCCUGUCUCGCGGGGCGGAGGGGCGCCUGGGCAGCCCGAGCGGAAACUAAAAUGUCUUCAUGGCCCAAAGUAACCACAGAUCAAGCGCAAACACCCGAUCCUGAAAAAAGGCAGAGACCGGGGUGGAUUCCUCGACUUCUGGACAUCAACCCUUACAAAUCCAUUCAGAAGAGUUCUUACUCUCCUCCAGAAGGUUAUCCGAAGGAUCACGAGGAUGGUAACAGCUUUGAAGAACUUUUUGGGCAGCAGUAUCAUCCAUCAUCAACAGAGAAUGAAGAUAAUUACGAGAGACACCAGUACCUUCAGAAAGAUGACAGCCACACCAAGGAUGCUCAUCGCGAUAAAUUGUACAUGCAGUUUUACCAGCAGAUAGAGAAGGAAUACAACAGAGAAAGAGCUUCGGACUGUGUCAUCGUUUCCAUCAGCAAAGACCAAGCGGAAUAUUCAACAGCCAUAGGCCAUCGUUUGCAGGAUCAUGGCCUUGUGGUGGAAAUGAUAUACCUUACUUCUGAAUCAGGUCUUACACGUGCCCUCCAGGAAGUUAAAAACGAUGGUUCUCCAUUUUGCGUUCUUGUUGAACCAUCUAAUGUAACACUUUCCUCAUGCACCGUAAUCAUGCUUCAUCAGACUAUCAAAAUCCACCGUAAUAUGCCCAUGGAAGAUGCCCUGGCUCUGAUAGCUAAAGAGUUUGAGGAAAUUUUUGCUGAGCAUGAACAACAGCAGCGCACAGAGAUUUCCCACAAAGCAGCUGAUCUGGCGGAUGGCUUUCUAGAACGGGAGCUUUAUGAGAGUUACCAUGUGCCUCUAGGCAUUAGACACCUCCUCUUUCUGUUAAGUGAGGGAAAGCAUUUAUAUAUGGAAGAAUUGAACUCAAUAAGUGACUACCUGAAGACCAGGAGAAAUAAGCUUGAAGGUUUUGUUGCAGAAGCGAACACUUUAGCCGCCGCAGGUGAAGACGGCGAGUAUCCGAACGCCAGGCCGAGCGGGAGUGCUCUCCCUCCAACGCUGAGCAAGCCACCACCUCUUCUGCCAACCCCUGGUCGAACUCCUGUGUUUGGGCAGUCUGCUGUGCCCUCGCCUAAGCCAGCUUUGUUGGGCAAGAGACCGUUGGGGGCUCUUCUCCCCACUCCAGUAGUGCCGGCUGGCCCGAAGGGGAAACCACCUCCUCUUCUCACAAAGAUCAUCAAAAGACCGAUGCACCUAACUCCUCCACAUCUCCCCGCAAAGCGGCCACUGCUCGGGAGCAGACCUGGCCUACUACCCACACCUACCUACAGCUGCUCGGCCAACAUCCACCCGUCGUCCAUGGGCCUUUAAACCAAAGUUCCUGAACUCAGAGAUGAUGCCUGAACUAAUAAGGAAUUAAAUAAAGAAUUGUCCUAGAUGGCAGCAUUUCUCUUUUAAGAUAUAGCCGAGUUUGACAAAUGUAUGUUACCACUCCCGGCCACAUUAAAUGCAUCUUAUUUUCUGUUGUACACAUUCCUAAGAACAAAUUUUUUUUUUUUUUUUACUUAACACAACAUAAAUGUUUGUAGACAAUGGAUAUUGUAGAUUCCCUAAUGUUGACCUCUUCUCUAAAAUCAAUGUUGUUCAAAAUAAAUUACUUAUUUCCACA
This is a messenger RNA of Pantherophis guttatus, 1732 nucleotides long. RefSeq names its product nuclear receptor coactivator 5-like. Lineage: Eukaryota; Metazoa; Chordata; Lepidosauria; Squamata; Colubridae. The record is from RefSeq and is a predicted model, not a curated record.